Bradysia coprophila is the source of this 2800-nucleotide messenger RNA. Its product is annotated as puromycin-sensitive aminopeptidase-like. NCBI's taxonomy places the organism in Eukaryota, Metazoa, Arthropoda, Insecta, Diptera, Sciaridae. Gene Ontology annotation, biological process: proteolysis; peptide catabolic process. Gene Ontology annotation, cellular component: cytoplasm; membrane. Gene Ontology annotation, molecular function: zinc ion binding; metalloaminopeptidase activity; peptide binding. The record is from RefSeq and is a predicted model, not a curated record.
CGACUAAUUGAUGAUAUUUUCAUUUCGUUGAAGACGCUUUAAAGAGCCGGUUCGACUUUCUUUUUUUUUCAAUUUUUUCAUUUCUCAUCCAACCGAAAAUUGAUUUCGAAAAAAUGUCGGUAAAACAAUUUGAGCGACUGCCUACAAAUGUGACACCCAAACAUUAUGCGGUGUCCAUCACCACGAUCGACUUUGAAAGGUAUACAUUCAAAGGACAAUUAACAGUAAAAGUUCUUGUUAACGAAGCUACAAAGGUCAUAAAGCUCAAUGUGGGACAAGUCGUUGUUUCCGACGUAGUCUUUGAAAAGGACAAACAAAUUGUUAAGGCCAACAGCUUAAGUUUGCAUUUUGGCCAAGAAAUCGUUACGAUUUCUUUCGAAUCACCUCUUGAAGUCGGUGAAGGUCAAAUUAAACUAAACUUCAAUGGAAAUUUGCAUCAGAGAAUGAAGGGAUUUUAUCGAUGCAAACAAGCAGACGGUUCGUACGGUGCAUCUACACAUUUUGAACCAACAUGUGCCCGUAUGGCGUUUCCAUGCUGGGACGAACCAUCACUUAAAGCGACCUUCGAUAUCUCGCUCAGAGUACCUGAAAAUAAAACCGCCCUUUCGAACAUGGACGUGAAAAAUGUGAAUUCCGACCAAAUUGGCUUCAAAACCUACCACUUCAAUACCACCCCAUUAAUGUCCACCUACUUGGUUGCGUUCGUUGUCGGUGAUUACGAUUUCGUUGAAGACAAAGUUCCGGAUAAAGACUUAACCGUGCGUGUCUACACGCCGACAGGAAAAAAGGAACAAGGACGUUUUGCUCUGAAAGUUGCCAAAGAAUGUCUCGGCCUGUAUAACGAAUACUUUGGAAUCGCUUAUCCGCUCAAAAAAUGUGAUUUGAUUGCUAUCAGUGACUUUCCAAUCGGAGCUAUGGAAAACUGGGGAUUGGUGACGUUCCGGGAGGCGAGACUUCUAUGUGAUCCGCAAAACACAUCGUCAGCGACGAAGCAAAACAUUAAAUUGGUUAUUGGGCAUGAGCUCGCCCACAUGUGGUUUGGUAAUUUGGUUACCAUGUAUUGGUGGACAGACCUUUGGCUGAAAGAAGGCUUUGCUGAAUUCAUCAUGUACAUGUCAGUGGGGCAACUAUAUCCCGACAUGCAGACAUGGUCGACAUUCGUAGCCGAUAUCUUAGGACCAGCAUUGGAGUUGGACGCAUUGCAUAGUUCGCAUCCAAUUGAGGUUGAGGUUGGCCAUCCGUCUGAAGUGGAGCAAAUAUUCGACAGCAUCACUUACUACAAAGGCGCGUCGAUAAUCCGGAUGCUUCACUCAUUUAUUGGGGCGGAAAAUUUCAAAAAGGGUCUGCAACAUUACCUCCGGCAGUAUCAGUUCGGUAACGCUACAACAAUGAAUUUGUGGGAGUCAUUCGAAACCGUUUCUGAUCAAAAUGUGGGCAAGGUUAUGUCAACUUGGACGAAACAGAAGGGAUUUCCGGUCAUCGAAGUUGUUCAGCGUCGAUUGCCUGCUGAGAAACGUGUCGUCCUAGACAUAAGUCAGAAAAAAUUUUCAAUGAGUGAGCUUACUGCUGAAGAUUCUAAAGCCAUUUGGUCUAUACCAAUUACUGUGUGUACACGCCGUGAGCCCACUGAAAAAAUGGUCUGCCUUCUUGAUGGCCGAAACAUGGAAGUAACAAUCGAAAACGUUGAUGCUGAUGACUGGGUCAAAGUAAAUGCAAAUUCGGUUGGAUACUACCACGUUCUGUAUGAAAGCAGCCAUCUUUCAGAACUUUUACCGGCCGUAGAAUCGAAAGCUUUGUCCCCUUUGGAUCGUUGGAAUCUCCAGAAUGAUCUGUUUGCACUCGUUCAGGCUGGUCGCACCUCAACUGUGGAUGUAUUGAAGCUGAUGAAAUCUUUUGUGAAUGAGGACGAUUACACCGUCUGGGCGGCAGUAGAUAAUGCACUCGAACGGCUGGACAUUUUGUUGGCAAACACCGACGAUCAAGAACUAUUGCACGCUUUCGGAAGAGAAAUACUCCAAAAUGUUUACGCUAAUGUCGGCUGGAAUGCCUCACCAAAAGAGUCGCAUACGCGGGCACUUCUUCGAUCGUUGGUCAUUCGCCGACUCGGCACUUUCGGAGAUGAAAAUGUAACGAAUGCGGCGUUGAAACACUUCGAUGCUCACGUCAAUGGCUCGAGUGUACUGGCCGCUGACUUACGCUCGGCUGUAUAUCGUACGGUAAUUCAUUCAAAAAGGAAACACAUUUUCGACGCACUGAUGAAACUCUUCCGCGAAGCUGACUUACAUGAGGAGAAAAAUCGCAUUUUUGGAGCACUGGGAUGUGUAGACGAUCAGACUCAAAUCGAACGAGUUCUUCAAUUUGCCUUGUCAAAUGAAGUCCGACCGCAAGACACUCACUUUGUGUUAGGUUCGCUUGCCUCGUCAAUGAAAGGCCGGAAUGCCGUUUGGGCACAUUUCAGAGCAUGCUACCUUGAAUAUCGACGCCGGUACGAUGGCAGCGUGGGUUUCGGUGACAUUGUAAAAUUGGUGACGCAAAAUUUCGCCAGCGACUCCAAAGCCACCGAAAUUGAACAAUUCUUCGAUAAGAAUCGGAUUCCGGGCACAGAACGAAGCGUGAAGCAGGCGGUGGAAACGAUUCGCAUCCAGGCAAAAUGGUUGAAUCGCGAUCUGGAAUCUAUUCGGAAAUAUUUGUCGUAAAUACUAUAAAGAUGUGCCCCUACGGAAUGGGCGUCUUGGGCUGUUACAGCGCCAAUGUAAAAUAUGAAGCUUGAUAAAUAAAUUUAAUUUGAAUAUACAGUUUA